Messenger RNA from Mangifera indica (mango), 1061 nucleotides. RefSeq lists its product as uncharacterized. The record is from RefSeq and is a predicted model, not a curated record. The transcript has a single exon. The coding region runs from base 101 to 628 and encodes 175 amino acids. NCBI's taxonomy places the organism in Eukaryota, Viridiplantae, Streptophyta, Magnoliopsida, Sapindales, Anacardiaceae.
UCCCCUCUAUAUAAAUCUUCUCAACCUCUCCUCUCUCUCUUCAUACCCUCUUUGUUACAAAAAUAACUCUUCCUUAAUUUUCCUGUCUUUCUCUCCAACAAUGGCAGAGACUCAAUCUAAACGCCAGAGAGAAGAGGCAGAGAUUGAGGACAUUGAAGAAACAAAGCGCUACAAGUCGUAUAGCCACAUACUUUCUCUCCUUGAAGAUGAAGAAGACGAGUCUUCAUCGGACUUGUCAUCCUUCAUCACAAACCUGCAACAAGAAAUUUCCUCAGACUUAAUCUUUGAUAAUCUUCCUUGUCCAAACUCCACUGAGACCGACCAUGAAAACAACCCUACAAACGCUUCUAGUACAACGUUGGAAGAUUGUACUACAGAGUCUUCGACAUCUUCUUGCUCAAAGGAAGAUGUAGAAGAUGAUAGAGAGAGAGUUAUUAGGCAUCUUCUAGAAGCAUCAGAUGAUGAGCUUGGGAUUCCAAAUAUAGAAGUUGGGGUGAAUAGCGCUGAGUAUGGAGAAAUAGGCUUCAGUGGUGGAGAUGGAGGGUUUGCUCUAGGUGAUGGAUUGUGGGAGCUUGAAGAUCAAACAGCUAACUACUAUACCUUGUUACAGUCUCAACUAUUCAUGUAGCACUUGUUAAAAGGAAAAGAGGGAGAAAUAUUAGGGAUUCAAAGUAAUUAUGGAAAUCAUGCAGGUACUGUACUGAUUAGACAAAUACAGGAAUUAUUUCCAUCCCUCUUAUUUUGUAGAAAGACUCAUGCGACCCCUCUGUAUCUUUUUAGAAGAUUAAAAUGGAGUAGAGGAAAAAUGAUUCAUGUCGAUGUCUUUUUUGUCUUUUUAUUUCUCUUAUAUAGACCUAGUUUGUAGACGUCAACGAUGGGAAAAGACCUUACUGUCCCUUAAAAGAGAAAACAAAGAAAGAAAAAGUAUGGGCCCGUUAACUUCUGACUGGACGGUUAAAGAAAAGUACUGAGAGACGUUGAGGGUGUUGGUAGUAAGUUGUCAGUAAUUCUGUGUUUUUUCUAUUAGCCCUUACUUUUACAUAAUGACACAUUUACUGCAU